Molecule: messenger RNA, 1821 nt
Organism: Candidozyma duobushaemuli
Lineage: Eukaryota; Fungi; Ascomycota; Pichiomycetes; Serinales; Metschnikowiaceae
Exons: 1
Coding region: 1-1821 (606 amino acids)
Source: RefSeq, a predicted model, not a curated record
AUGGCAGACUACAGCUCAGAGGAGCUGUUCAUGGAUAUGCUUCUGCACAACUUCCCCAAAACAAGGCACCCUUACGACACCAUCACCAUGGCCAUGAUUCUAGCCCCGUCUUUUGCGUCGGUGAUCUGCAGCGAAAAGGUCCACAUGCCCACGCUUCUUUCAGAUCUUGUCACUUUGGUGCUUGUGGCGUGGGUUGUCCGUUUCUUCUCCAACUGGCCCGAACGCUGGGUCAGACACUUGAAGCAGGUGAGAACAAGCUUGUUGAAUUUCGUGAAUCUGGUGAAGAUCGAAAUCGGCCAGACCUUCUUCCUACCGGAGAUGGCGCUCAACAGAAGGAUUUUUGUGAGUAACUUGGUGGUGGCGCAGAGACUCAUCAGACUUGAGCAGUUUGCCUGGCUCGGCGGUAUUGGUGGUACCGUUGCUGGCGCUGCGUUGAUGUGGAUCACAAGAAACUACUUGAUCUCCUCGGAUAUCUACAACUCACAGGUCUUCUCCAACCCUACAAUUCUUCUCUAUGUUGUGUGGAGCUUCUUCAAGCUUGCGCUGCAAUACUUGGACUCCCUCAAGGCCUCCAUCACGUUUGCAAAAACAACCACUUCUGAGAGCUGUGUCACCGAAAACAACCUUUCCUACUACAUCGAUAUGUUUUGCCUGGAGUCGCCCGUGGAACUACCCACAAUGAGCCCAAAGCAGCAAAAGGAGGAGCUUUCAAAGGUGGAGUCGCCUUUCACGCCAAAGAAGCUCAACAUGAAGGCCAAGACGGCUGCUAAUAGGACCCCUUCCAAGCCAGCCACAAAGCCCAAAAGGUCCUCCCGUCUAGUAAUGAUUCCAGAGACGCAAGCUAUGAAGCCCAAGUCGUGCUUCAGCGAUGCGAAGAAGGUCCCAAAGCUGGAAAAGCCAAAGUCUGUCUCGUUUACCCCGUUUCCCCUAACAGGCACAAGCUUCAGAAGGAAGGACGACUCUCAGGGUACCCUUUCGCCAAUUGUCGAGGACCAAGAGCAGACUCAAGAGAGUAUCGUCGAGGAGCCAGUCAAGCGCUCGUUGAAGGAAGAGUUGAUGGUGGCUAAAGCCAAGACGGAGCCAUUAAAUAAGACCUUGGAACAGCCAUUCGAGGAGCCAGCGCUGAAGAAAAACCCAGGCAGAGUAAGUGUGACAGGUAUCACCAUCCCCGAGUCCAAUCCCUCCCUUACCCGCCAGCAAUUCAGAGAAUUGCAUCUCAAAGAUAUGAGUACUCCACUGCCCCUGACCCCGUCGCUGCCAGUGCUGCCGCUCAAGGUUUUUCGUUCCCACGACUCCGACGAAGCUCUCAGCCGUAUGGAGAGAAUCACCGACUCCCACAAGCAGAGGGUCCAAGACGACUGGAGCGAGGUGCGUUCGAAAUUAACUAAUCUCAAGGAGAGCUGCUACGAAUCAGCAUGGCACUACGCUGAGACUGCUCGCCAGAUGGAUAUGCUGGAGCUUUUUAGCGUGUGGUUUCUUGCCAAUGUGUUCGUGCUUACGCCCUUGUGGUUGACCUUCAGAAUGGUGUUUAUGUUGUUCAGGCUUCCUAUCAUGGCAACACAGCUCUAUAUCUCGCUCACGCUUUUCAUUCCUAUUGUGAUCUUCAAGAUCACCAUCGUGGCGCCAGCCAGACUUCUUGUGAAGUUCAUGAGCGACUCUAACUACAAGAACAUCAGCUUCUACGAUUACCGGAUGUCACACUCACUUCCCCUUCUUCGUGACCGCGUGACGUUGAAGUUGCUAAGGAAGUUCUUGAAGCUCCUUCAGGUGGAGAUUGAGGAUUCAGCACGUUCGAAUCCUAGCCCUGUUGAGGUUUUGUGA